Molecule: messenger RNA, 939 nt
Organism: Echinococcus granulosus
Lineage: Eukaryota; Metazoa; Platyhelminthes; Cestoda; Cyclophyllidea; Taeniidae
Exons: 4
Coding region: 1-939 (312 amino acids)
Source: RefSeq, a predicted model, not a curated record
AUGGUUUAUUUUUUCUCAAAUAGACUUGCUGCGUUAGACAGUGGGGGUGAUACCUCACAGACACCUCUUUCUACAACUUCUUCAAUGAAUGAAGGGGACCAAGUAGAGGUUUUGAUCAACUCCCGACCAAGAGUCUAUCAUCACAAAGUUCAGAUAUCCGGUCGUUCUCAAUCACCUCCUGCUUACGGAACUGGUGGCGAGGAGUCGAAUGACAGCAAUGAACCGCGCUAUUCAUCGGGACCAUCCAAGGAGGUUAAUGGCACGCGAAUGGGUCUUGGUAUGGCGUUCAGUCAUUCGAUGGACCUCUCUCCGAAGCCAAGUACCUACAAAACAACAUUUACCCAGGGUGACCAACUGAAUCACAUCAAAGUUAUUCGUAUGCAAAAUAAACAACGUAAGGAUAGUACUGGCAAAGAUAUCACCAUUCAUCCCACUACGCCGCACCUCGCUAGCUCUUAUCCCCGUGCCAGUCUUUGUGGUGAAGCUGGUGGAGAGAGUGGAAGCGCUUUGGACUUCAGGGAGAUCUAUAAUCUCCAUGACGAGGCCACUGAGGAUGGGUCGACCACUGCAGAAUCUUCAGAUGUGGAGGCUUACAACCGAUUUUGCUAUGAGUCAGAAGGCUCACAGCUACCUUCCACUUUCUAUCACAAUGCUAUGUCUUCUCCACCAAAUGGCAGCAAGGAUCGAGUUGGAAUACUUAGUGGAGACUCUAUUCAACCAAGUAUGAGUGCCACAUCAAGCUCACGCACUAGCCUAAGCAGUACCUAUCCACGCACCCUGACGCCAAUAAACCUUCCACCCACUGCGGUUGCAGCUGGAACGCCCCCAGAGAACAACAUUCGUGCUCUUCGAGCUAGAGGAAUGACCACACGAGGCUAUGAGAAUCACCGAUGUGAUUUCUCAUGCGAUGUAAAGAAGAGAUGCGUCAACCUUUGCUAA